AUGGCACCGCGUAAGCAAGCUAAACAACCAGCGGCGGAGACCGUUGUGGCCGCCGCUGACGGUAAUACGACUCCGCCAAAAAAGAGGAAAAUAGCCGCGAAAUCAGUUGCGGAGAAACCGAAGCCAGUCAAGACAGGAUCUCGAGCGACAGCAGAGAAGCCGGUGGUCGAUGAAUCCGCAAUUUCACCUAAGAAACUACGCAGCAAGACCAAGAACACGGUCGAGGUACCGGAAACAGGUAGAAAAAAAGCGCGCGGCAAACCUACGACAAAAAAGGCGGGAACGUCGAAGAAACCGGCUGCGACAAAAUCAAGGGCCAAAAAGCCACAGGAUGAAGCCGCAGUUGAAAACGGUGAUAAGGAUUUCGAGAAGGGAGAUACCGGCAAGGAGAAUUCUGCCAAAAGGUCGCCUUUACGACGUGGAAAAGCUGUAGAGAAGAGCGAUGUACCAGCGGCAGCAAGCAAAGCAAAGUCCACUGCAAAGUCAAGGAAACGCAAGAAUCCUGAGGAUGCAAACAAUGCUGUUACAGAGGCUGAAAGUGCGCAGAUCGUCGAAAAGGAUGAGGAGACAGAGCCAGAGACGGUAGCCAACAAAAAAAAUCGUAGCAAGUCUAAGAAGGUAGAAACAGAAACCAGUGAUGCACCUAAGGUGAAGUCUAAAGGAAAUAAUGAAAAAACUGAGACAAAGGGGAGAAAGAAGAAAGGACAAACUGUUGCGGAUGAAAAAGAAGCAAUAAAGGAUAAAAUCACUGAAAAAGUAAAUUUCAUAUCAGAAGCAUUAGAUGAAAAUGGUGUAAAAGAUGUUGCUUCCUCCAAUCAAAGCGAUAGUUCACAAGAAAAUGAUUAUGAUAAAAAUAAUAUGAAUGAAACGGAAUCGAUUCAAAAUAAAACUUAUAAUCUUGAUUCUUCUUAAUCUUAAGAUACAUUGUAUCAAAUAUAAAAUGUUUAAUUUUCCUUUCUUUUUAAACUUUAAAACUUUUUUUUUUUAUAUUUUUACAAUAAUAACAUAUUAUCAAUAUUCAAUAUAAUAAUGUAUUAUCAAUAUUCAAUGCACAGUUAACAAUCCCGUAUUAAACGCUCAUGCUAAGAGACGUCUGUAAAAGGUUUGUUUAAAAUAUUAUCAUCUUUUUCUAUUACAA
Messenger RNA from Linepithema humile (Argentine ant), 1138 nucleotides. NCBI's taxonomy places the organism in Eukaryota, Metazoa, Arthropoda, Insecta, Hymenoptera, Formicidae. The record is from RefSeq and is a predicted model, not a curated record.